Molecule: messenger RNA, 1848 nt
Organism: Podarcis raffonei (Aeolian wall lizard)
Lineage: Eukaryota; Metazoa; Chordata; Lepidosauria; Squamata; Lacertidae
Gene: HNRNPAB
Product: heterogeneous nuclear ribonucleoprotein A/B
Exons: 8
Coding region: 475-1560 (361 amino acids)
Biological process (GO): regulation of gene expression
Cellular component (GO): nucleoplasm
Molecular function (GO): RNA binding
Source: RefSeq, a predicted model, not a curated record
GGGAAUUGGUGGUCUCAAGGGGAAGGGGGAGGACUCCUUCGCGCUCUCUGCCUUUUUAAUUGUGAGGCCUUUAGGUUUCUAUUUCGACAUUCCCACAGGCUAGCCGCAGGCCUAGGCCAGGCCGCAGAGCUAGGAGUAGGAGGUGAAGAGAGCGCAUGGGCCUACCCGCGACGUAUGAGAAAUGCCCUUCUAUGCGGGUGCCUGCUGCGCUCGGCCAAUGAGCGGGAGGCUUGCUGGAGGGUGCCCGCGCGGCCCCGAGGAGUCUAUAAAAGGAAGCGGCGCGGGAACGUGCUUUUCCGCCUUCGGGUAGCGCCGAACUGCCGUGUCUGCUCGUCCGUCAGGAACUGCGCGGGAGGGGCGGAGCAGCGGCUGACGACUACGGCCACAAGAGGCUCGUGGAACCGGAUCGCGGGGUCGCCUGAGAUCGUGAGGGGAGCGGCUCUUUAAACGUUCGAGGCAGCGGCAGCAUCGACCAUGGCUGAGGUGGAGCACCAGUUCGGCGCCACCCAAAAUGGGCACGAGGCUGCGGCGGCGGCAGCAGCGGCCGAGGGUUCCGCCAGCGGCGGCGAUGAGGAGCAGCAGCCGGACCAGCAGCUGGAGGAGGAGGAGGAAGAGGAGCUGGCGGCGGUGGCCGUAGCCGAGGAAGAAGAGGAGGAGGAGGAGGAGGCGGCGGCGGCGACGGAGGAAGAGGCGGCGGCGGGGCAGUCGGAGGCUUCGGCGGAGGCCGCUGGGAGCCAGAACGGAGCCGAAGGCGACCAGAUCAACGCCAGCAAGAACGAGGAGGAUGCGGGGAAAAUGUUUGUUGGUGGUCUCAGUUGGGAUACAAGCAAAAAAGACUUGAAAGACUACUUUACAAAAUUUGGUGAAGUGACUGACUGCACAAUAAAGAUGGAUCCUAACACAGGCAGAUCAAGAGGUUUUGGAUUCAUUCUGUUCAAAGAGGCAGCAAGUGUUGACAAAGUUUUGGAACAGAAAGAACAUAAAUUGGAUGGCCGAGUGAUUGAUCCUAAAAAGGCAAUGGCAAUGAAAAAGGAUCCUGUGAAGAAAAUAUUUGUUGGUGGACUUAACCCAGAAGCAGCAGAAGACAAAAUCAGAGAAUAUUUUGGAGAGUUUGGAGAGAUUGAGGCAAUUGAACUACCAAUGGACCCAAAGACCAAUAAAAGAAGGGGGUUUGUGUUCAUCACCUUUAAAGAAGAAGAUCCAGUGAAAAAGAUUUUGGAGAAAAAAUUCCACAAUGUCAGUGGUAGCAAGUGUGAGAUAAAGGUUGCACAACCGAAAGAAGUGUAUCAGCAACAACAGUUUGGAUCUGGGGGUGGCCGAGGAAGAGGUGGAAGAAGAGCUCAAAGUCAAAAUUGGAGUCCAGGUUAUGGCAAUUACUGGAACCAGGGUUAUGGGAGUCAAGGAUACGGCUAUCAGGAAGGUUAUGAUGGCUAUGGAGGCUAUGAUUAUUCAGGAUAUGGGUAUUUUGGAUAUGGACCGGGCUAUGAUUACAGUCAAGGCAGUUCAAAUUAUGGGAAAGCUCCAAGACGUGGUCAUCAGAAUAACUACAAGCCAUAUUGAUCAAAAAGGUAUUCAGGUAUGCAGUGGCACGCUGUAAUGCAGAAAACAACUGCAUAGGUUUUGUACUCAAUGCUGUAGAUGGACAUUACAAUUAUGUACCAAAAUUAACUUUACAAUACAUUUCUAUGGCCUGUUAUGUGUAUCUGAAGAGCUCCCUGGAAAUGUCUUUGUUUAAUAUUUACAGAUAAUAGUUGUCUAGACAGUGUGGUGUGUAAAUUUCAGCCUUGCUGAAGAUUAAUGAUUUUAUUGAUAGGUUAAAUUGAAACUGAUUUUGAUGGUCUGCUUAAA